Molecule: messenger RNA, 3193 nt
Organism: Oncorhynchus tshawytscha (Chinook salmon)
Lineage: Eukaryota; Metazoa; Chordata; Actinopteri; Salmoniformes; Salmonidae
Product: choline-phosphate cytidylyltransferase A
Exons: 9
Coding region: 331-1410 (359 amino acids)
Biological process (GO): CDP-choline pathway
Cellular component (GO): endoplasmic reticulum
Molecular function (GO): phosphatidylcholine binding; choline-phosphate cytidylyltransferase activity
Source: RefSeq, a predicted model, not a curated record
UAGUUAAUUGACUAACUAAGCUUGAUGAGUUAUGAUGGAAAAUGAAACGUCUUUAGAAUUGUUUUGUUGCAUAUAGUAUCCAGCAGAUGGCAACACGUGCAUGGUUAACUGAUGAGUUAUGUCAUUUCCUACUGUAGCGUUGUAGUUCCGACAAGCUGUCAAUCAAACUUUGUGUCAGUCGAUUGUUGUCUGGUACUGUCUUGGAAAGCAACUUAAUCAGAACCACACAUUUACACUUUCGAUGGAAACUUUGCGGGCUUGGACAUCAAACCCGGAAGAGAACUAACGUUAAUAAGCGAGACUAGAUGCGUUUACACAGACAGUGCGACCAUGGAAGCAGCAGCACACAGUUGUCACCGACUGCCUGGGAAAACAUCAAGAAAGAGGAGGAGGGAUGAGAUGGAGGGAGAGCAGGCCGUCAAGGUCCGACGAUCCACAGUGGGUCUGACAGAUCCAGCCCCAUUUGCUGACCAGCUAGAACCAGUUCCCGCUCCGUACCUGCGUGUCAGUAUGGAGGAGGCAUGCCAGGGCACCCCACAAGAGCGUCCAGUGCGGGUAUAUGCAGAUGGAAUCUUUGACAUGUUCCAUUCCGGCCACGCCCGAGCACUGAUGCAAGCCAAGGGGCUCUUCCCAAACACCCAUCUAAUUGUCGGAGUAUGCAGUGACGACCUGACACACAACUUAAAGGGCUUCACCGUAAUGAACGAGGACGAACGCUACGACACCGUCAGUCAUUGUCGCUACGUUGAUGAGAUCGUACGGAACGCACCAUGGACGCUCACGCCGGAGUUCCUGGCUGACCACAGGAUUGACUUUGUCGCCCAUGACGAUUACCCAUAUUCUUCUGCAGGAAGUGACGAUGUUUACAAGCACAUCAAGGCGGCAGGCAUGUUCGCACCCACACAGCGGACAGAAGGCAUCUCUACUUCUGACAUCAUCACCCGUAUUGUCCGCGACUACGACGUGUACGCACGCAGAAACCUGCAGAGAGGCUACACUGCCAAAGAGCUCAAUGUCAGCUUCAUCAAUGAGAAGAAGUACCACCUGCAGGAGCGUGUGGACAAAGUGAAGAAGAGGGUGAAGGAUGUGGAGGAGCGAUCCAAAGAGUUUGUGCAGAAGGUAGAGACAAAGAGCAUCGACCUGAUCCAGAAGUGGGAAGAGAAGUCCCGAGAGUUCAUAGCCAACUUCCUUCAAAUGUUUGGCCCAGAGGGAGCACUGAAGCACAUGCUAAAGGAGGGGAAGGGGCGGAUGCUGCAAGCCAUAAGCCCCAGGCAGAGCCCCAACAGCAGCCCGACCAGAGAGCGCUCACCCUCUCCGCCGCCCUCCUUCAGUCUGCCCUUCUUCACCAAGACCUCCCCUCCCUCUUCGCCCCACCACCUCAGUGGAGCAGACCGCGAGGAUGACGAUUAGGAGCCUCCCUCCAUUCCUUUCUCUCCCUGUGGCUGAGAUGGUGCAGGUCAGGGUUAGGGUAAAUACCAUUUCAUUUCAGUCAAUUGAUUGAAUUGAAAUGGAAUUGACCCCAGCCCAAGUGCUCACAAGGAAUUGAUAAUUCACAUGCUCUUGAAUUAGGAUGCCAUGUUGCAUUUUUUUCCUAUCCCGCUCACAUUACCUUUACCAGGCCUCUAGUGUCAGUCAGGCCUUUGUCAUGUUUAAAGGAAACCACGACACAAUAGCACAGGAAGUUUAAUCAUAACUUUCUGUAAAAUGGCUGUUCUUUGGGGUCACAGUGUUGUUAUACACAAAAUAGAUGUUUUAAUGUUUCAUUUAUGAUGUAUAAAAUGAAUUAAUGAACAUGGGAAGGUGUCAGCCAAUACGGGCAUGAGUGAUGGGACACUCAUUCGCUCACAAAUGACUUGCAUGUUCUUCCGACACACACUGAAUUGUAUUUGCCAUGCUAAAUCCAUAGUAGUGGCAGAGAAAAUUUAACAAGUGAUAACCGGUACUUUCUGUAAAUAAUAUCUUUCUACUUUCCCAUUGAUUUCAUUCUGAAUUUUCCUUAUGGGAGUCACAUGAAGUAAUCGCUUAAGUCGUCUGGAUUUUUAAACUUCUCUGGUGAAAGCAUAGUUCACAUGGAUAUAGCACAAAAAUGGGUAAGAAGCUAUUGAAUCUAGUAGGGGUUAACCAUCGUACCAGAGUGUACGGAGCCCCUUCCCUGUUUCUCAGUCUAAAACUAGCCGGCACCUCAUACCAGCUGUCUGGCCUUUUUAUCCCAUAACAAAAGCUGGUUUCAAACAUGGGGAGGGAGGGGACAUGGGAGAGUUUCCUCCAAUAUGAAGCAGUAGAAUGCUAUCCCUCCUCCCCCUCCCUCUAGUGAUCACACUACAGGAGCAACACAGCAGUCUGUUGUUAUCAAUGAAAGACAUAGUGAGCCUCCCUCCCCUCGUAGAUGCAUUCUCUUCAACUGCCUCCACAGAAAAAGACCACUUGGGUAGAAAGAAAGCCUUGUGCAGAAUUCCGAAUAACCCCAUAGCCACCUACCACCCCUUAGGGCCUAGGCACUCCUGUAGAUCUGAAAGGAUGGGAUAGCUUUUGCGUUCUGGCUGGGUGGCAUUUGCACUGUGUUGGAUACACCUAUUCAGUCCUUUAAGGCCUAGGACACGCUGAGGUUGUACAACUGAUGUACAAUGCAUUGGACUCUACAGUUGUGAUGCAAUGGAUAUUAUUUUUAACGGAAACAUUUAAAAUAUUGUUGUUUGGUGUCUCCAGAGUGGUUGGGUAAAUAUUUGUGUGCAGACAAAUGCAUAACAAAUACCUGUUGUAUCAAAUGCGUUGUACAACCUGACGUGAACUAGGCCAGUAGACCUACAGGUGGCCUAAGGCUGUUCCACUUGCUCAAGAGGGAAGUUCCACUAGGGACAGAUCUAGGAUCAGCUUCCUCCCCCAAUACACCUCCCAUUAGUGGAGAAAAUGCUAAACUGACCCAAGAUCAGGGGAAACUUGACCAUACUCCAUUCUGCUUAAUAACCUCCCUACUCUGUAACUGUAAUUAGGUUGAUCGAGGACUUUUGACUACAUUGGUCACCUGAUUAGUCACCAAGUUGAGUUGUUUUAUCCUUGUAUUUUGUAAUUUACUUUUAUUUAAUAUGUACUAAGUGUGUUGGUUUGUGUUAAAGGAGAUCUACUGUAUGUACUUUCAUCUUGUAUAGAUGUCAUUUUUGUACAUCUCCUGGAAAAACCUUCUGCUGAUUUUUCA